AUGGUUGACCUCUGUCGACACUCAACUUUAUCCACCAAUAACACGCUGGGCUCUCCUAAUAGUACAAAUGAUGCAAAUAACGGAAGUUCAAAUUUCUUCCCAUCAUUAUUCCUUCCUUAUUCACAACUGAUUGACCCUGAUAGACAAGAAUCGGUUACAGCAGCCAUAGCAGCUGCAACAGCUGCUGCUGUAAUGGCAUCAUCAGCCAUGGAACGAACACGUCUCGAAGAAGAAAAAUUACGUGUUCAAGCUAAAGAUAAAAAAGAUCAAAGUGCAAAUGCAUCGGCCGAGGUUAAAACUCAUUUAAAAAGUUUUAUAUGUCGAAAAUUACAAAAAGAAGGCAAACUAGGAAAUCAAGAAUCGAUCGAAAUGUUGAGACGAUUUCAAUCAGAACCUGCACUUGCUAACCCACGUCUCGAAUCAGGCAAUUUUAAAAUAAAAUCCGAUUUACGUCAAAGUAUCCUUCAUCGCCAUCGGCAUGUUACACCAAUGUCAGAUAAACGCCAUCCAAUACGUUCAACUACUCUAGUUGAAAAACAGAAACACGCUACCCCACCUAUUCCGAUAAUGUCAUUUGAUUCUCAAACCGGUCAAAUACCUCCGCCGGAGCAAUUAUGGUUUGAUUUGAAUGAUUUACAGCAGAAACUCUAUAGUUGCUAUUCAACAGGUUCUAUUAGUGGAACUAAUAAUGGUCAACGAAAUCAUUUAAAUCUUAUACAUGGUAAUCAACAUCGUACAAAUAUUCUUGGUCCAAAACAUUUUAUAGUGGAAGAAGAAAAUGAAGCAUUAUUAGCUAAAGAAUUACAGGAAGCAAAAAUUCAAAGUCCUUUUAAUAGUCAUAGUUCCAUGCAUAGUAGUCAACCACAAAUAUUUAAUUUUGAAUCCAAUGACUUCAAUAAUAAAAAUUCAAAUUCAUCAACAGACCGUUUAGCAUUGCAUUCCAAAUCAUUAUCAUCUUUAUCAGCCAUAGCAUCACCAACAGAUAAUAAACUACAAAAAAAUCUUUCCGAUUUAACACGAAUGCGUUUUACUACUGGUAAGAUUAAUCUAAUCUUGUUUUUUUUUCCUGAUUUUAUUCAUUUUUUGUUUAUUAAAACAAAAGGAGUUGUUUAUGAUGAAGAUUCAUUAAAACAUGAAUGUUAUUGUAAACGUACAGAUCUUCAUCUUGAAAAUCCUCGUCGUUUACUUGUUAUUUAUGAACAAUUAAAAAAAUGUAAUUUAUUAGAUGAUUGUGAAAUAAUUCAUAAUUAUUGUGCAACGAUUGAUAUAUUAACUGAUUGUCAUGAUCCUACUCAUGUUUAUUUAUUUGGUUGUGAUCAACGACAACGUACACAACAAUCGGCAAUGCUAUUAACUCAACGACUUAAUUCAAUUGUACAAUUACCAUGUGGUGGUUUUGGUAUUCAUGAUGAUACUGAUACAAUAUGGAAUGAACUAUAUACAGCACGUGCAUGUCGUUUAGCUAUUGGUAAUACCAUUGAACUAUCAAAACAUGUUUUUGAUGGAAGAUUAAAAAAUGGUUUUGCACUUGUAAGACCGCCAGGUCAUCAUGCAAGAGAAAAACCAUUAGGUUUUUGUUAUUUUAAUACUGUUGCUAUAACAGCUAAAUAUUUAAAAAAACAUCGAAAUAUUGAUCGUAUUGCUAUUGUUGAUUGGGAUAUACAUCAUGGAAAUGGUACACAAGAUUUAACAUAUAAUGAUCCAAAUAUUCUUUAUAUAUCAUUACAUCGUUAUGAUAAUGGAACAUAUUUUCCUGGUGGUGGACGAAUUGAAGAAUGUGGAUGUGAUGAUGGUCUCGGUAAAAAUGUGAAUAUUGCCUUUUCUGGUGAACCACAAUCCGUUAUGACAGAUGUAGAAUAUUUAGCAGCAUUUAGAAGUAUUGUUAUGCCAAUAUUAGAACAAUUUCAACCCCAAAUCAUUCUUGUUUCAAGUGGCUUUGAUGCUUGUAUGGGACAUCCACAUCCACUUGGUGGUUAUGAAUUAACACCAAAAUGUUUUGCUUAUAUGACAAAUCAAUUGAUGAAUCUUGCCGAUGGGAAAGUUGUUUUAGUUUUAGAAGGUGGUUAUGAAUUAAAUGCAUUAGCUGAAUGUGGAAAAUUAUGUGUUGAAGCAUUACUUGGUCGAGAAUUACCAUCAUUUAGUAAAGAAACUCUUGAAGCUAAACCAAAUCUAUAUGCAGUACAUAGUUUACAACAUGUUAUGGAAGUACAACGUGAAUUUUGGCCGUCAAUUGUACAAUAUAAACAUCUAAUUUCCAUGUCUCAUGAACAAGCCAUUACUUCGUGA
This is a messenger RNA of Rotaria sp. Silwood2, 2286 nucleotides long. Lineage: Eukaryota; Metazoa; Rotifera; Eurotatoria; Philodinida; Philodinidae. The record is from the annotation of a GenBank genome assembly.